AUGUUUGGCCUGGGGAACAUCCUCUCUGGUCUAUGGAUUGCAACCGUCUUUCUCGGUCUGCCUUCCGCUGCCAAACACUCUGAAGUCACCCAAUGGCCGCUCCACAACGACGGAUAUAACAAAGCUGUGGAAUGGGAUCAUUACAGUUUCCAGGUUGAGAACCAGAGAAUCUUUAUCUUCUCAGGUGAAUUUCACUACUGGCGUAUCCCGGUCCCUGGUCUGUGGAGAGAUAUUCUCGAGAAGAUCAAAGCUGCAGGCUUUACGGCUUUCUCCUUCUACUCCAACUGGGCCUACCACGCACCAAACAAUCAGACCCUGGAUUUCUCCACGGGCGCCCAUGACAUCACUCCGAUCUUCGAACUUGCCAAGGAAUUGGGAUUAUACGUCCUAGUGCGCCCAGGGCCGUAUAUCAAUGCUGAGACUACGGCCGGCGGAUUCCCACUGUGGCUCACGACGGGUGAAUACGGCAGUCUCCGUAACAAUGACACCCGGUAUACCAAGGCUUGGACGCCAUACAUGACGGAGAUGGCCAAGAUUACCAGUCGGUACCAAGUCACUGAUGGAGAAAUGUCGAUUGGCUUCCAAAUUGAGAAUGAGUAUGGUGAUCAGUGGAUUUCGACAUCCGAAAAGACACCCAAUAACACCGCUAUUGCGUAUAUGGAGCUUCUCGAGGCCAAUGCCCGCGAGAAUGGCGUAACGAUCCCUUUGACAGCCAAUGACCCGAACAUGAAUUCGCUUUCAUGGGGAUCUGACUAUAUCACAGGAGAGGGAAACGUUGAUAUUGCCGGUGUGGAUUCCUAUCCAUCUUGCUGGACUUGCGACAUCAGUCAGUGUGAUUCUACCAACGGAGCCUAUGUGGCAUUCCAGGUAGUAGACUACUAUGACUACUUCCAGGACUACCAACCCACCCUGCCCUCGUUUAUGCCCGAAUUUCAAGGAGGCUCCUAUAACCCCUGGGGUGGACCCGAAGGCGGAUGCGCCGAGGAUUUGAACCAAGAUUUCGCCAACCUAUUCUAUCGCUGGAAUAUCGGCCAACGUAUCACAGCAAUGAGUCUGUAUAUGAUCUUCGGCGGCACAAACUGGGGUGCUAUCGCUGCACCCGUGACAGCAUCCAGUUACGACUACUCGUCACCUAUCUCAGAGGAUCGCUCUAUCGGAUCGAAGUACUACGAGACAAAGCUGCUGGCUCUGUUUACUCGUGCUGCGAAGGACCUGACCAAGACCGAUCUAAUCGGUAAUGGAACACAGUAUACUGAUAAUACGGGCGUUCGUGCAUAUGAACUGCGGAACCCGGAUACAAAUGCCGGGUUUUAUGCCACUUUCCAUUCUAACACUUCGACUUCCACGAACGAGGCCUUCCACCUCAAAAUUGACACCUCCGUUGGAAAGUUGACUGUCCCCGCACAUGGGAGUGUUAUUCGCCUGAACGGGCACCAGUCUAAGAUCGCUGUUACCGAUUUCACAUUCGGAUCUAAGAAGCUGCUUUACUCUACUGCCGAAGUCCUGACCUACGCUGUCUUUGACAAUGUGCCGACCUUGACUCUUUGGGUUCCCGCUGGGGAAUCCGGAGAAUUCAACAUCAAGGGAGCGAAGAAGGGAUCGAUUGAGUCGUGCAAAGGCUGCUCUGGAGUCAAGUUCAUCAAGGAGCACGGGGGAUUGACUGCUACAUUCACCCAGUCGUAUGGCAUGAGCGUUCUGGAAAUAGACGGUGUCCGGGUUAUCUUGCUUGACCGGACUUAUGCUUACAAGUUCUGGGUGCCUGCUCUCACGACCGACCCACUUGUCCCUGAGACGGAGAGCGUUCUCAUCCAAGGACCUUACCUCGUUCGUGGGGCCAGUAUUUCCAAGUCGAAGCUGGCAGUCACUGGUGAUAUUGUCAAUGCUACUACCAUUGAAGUCUUUGCUCCAAGGGCUGUGGAAUCCAUCACCUGGAAUGGAAAGGUUGUCAAGACAAGCCGAACGGCGUACGGCAGUUUGAAGGGCUCGAUCUCCGCACCGAAGUCUGUUACACUGCCAGCACUCACUUCAUGGAAGGCAAAGGACAGCUUGCCAGAGCGUCUCACUAACUACGAUGACUCUGGUGCGGCUUGGGUUGCUGCCGACCACAUGACUACUUUGAAUCCUAGAGAGCCCACCUCUCUCCCUGUCCUGUAUGCGGAUGAAUAUGGGUUCCACAACGGCAUCCGACUUUGGCGCGGAUAUUUCAACGGCAGUGCCACCGGUGUCAACCUCAAUGUCCAAGGAGGAACAGCCUUCGGAUAUUCAGCUUGGUUGAACGGCAAAUUGAUCGGAUCCUUCUUCGGCGACGCAACAGACGAACAAGCCAACCUCACUCUCUCAUUUACCAACGCAACCGUCAGCACCAGUACCCCUAAUGUCCUCCUAGUAGUCCACGAUGACACAGGCCACGACGAAACAACCGGAGCUCUGAACCCCCGCGGAAUCCUCGACGUUGACCUCCUCGGUUCCUCUACGGGCUUUACUCACUGGCGUAUCGCCGGAACAGCAGGCGGCGAGUCCAACCUCGACCCCGUCCGCGGUGCCUACAAUGAAGACGGACUCUACGCUGAGCGGGUUGGCUGGCAUCUCCCAGGAUUUGACGAUUCGACGUGGGAGAGCGUCAGCGACAGUUCAAGCCUAAGCUUCGAGGGUGCCACAGUUCGAUUCUUCCGUACAGUCGUUUCAUUGGAUCUCCCAUCCGGGCAUGAUAUCUCGAUCUCGUUCGUCUUGGGUACGCCAUCUGGAUCGGCGAUUACCUACCGGUCACAGCUAUUUGUGAACGGAUAUCAGUACGGACGGUUUAACCCGUAUAUUGGAAACCAGGUGGAAUUCCCCGUUCCACUUGGUAUCUUGAAUUAUAGUGGUGAGAAUACUAUUUCAGUGGCUGUUUGGGCGCAGUCGGAAGAAGGGGCUGCUAUUUCGGUGGAUUGGAAGGUGAAUUAUGUGGCUGAUAGCUCGUUGGAUGCGAGUGAGAUUAAUGACGCUAGCCUACGGCCUUCUUGGACGGAGGAGAGGCUCAAGUAUGCGUAG
Penicillium longicatenatum is the source of this 3030-nucleotide messenger RNA. RefSeq names its product glycoside hydrolase family 35 protein. Gene Ontology annotation, molecular function: beta-galactosidase activity. The record is from RefSeq and is a predicted model, not a curated record. NCBI's taxonomy places the organism in Eukaryota, Fungi, Ascomycota, Eurotiomycetes, Eurotiales, Aspergillaceae. The transcript has 6 exons. Gene Ontology annotation, cellular component: vacuole. Gene Ontology annotation, biological process: carbohydrate metabolic process. Bases 1 to 3030 code for a protein of 1009 amino acids.